Magnolia sinica is the source of this 2747-nucleotide messenger RNA. RefSeq names its product sister chromatid cohesion protein SCC4. Bases 226 to 2391 code for a protein of 721 amino acids. The record is from RefSeq and is a predicted model, not a curated record. Gene Ontology annotation, cellular component: chromatin; SMC loading complex. Gene Ontology annotation, biological process: mitotic sister chromatid cohesion; maintenance of mitotic sister chromatid cohesion. NCBI's taxonomy places the organism in Eukaryota, Viridiplantae, Streptophyta, Magnoliopsida, Magnoliales, Magnoliaceae. The transcript has 13 exons. Gene Ontology annotation, molecular function: protein binding; double-stranded DNA binding.
GCGAUAAAAACCGAUUCCCGCCCUUUCUAAUCUUCCCAGUUCCCAUAUAAAACCCUAAACAAAAUUUCAACGUCUUCUCUGAUCUGCUGCGUGUAUGCAUUGAAUAUUUUUCAUUUCUCUCGGUGUAAAACCCCUUUUGCAAGAUCGAGUCGCCGGAUGCUAAUGCACCGAAGCUCUUCCUUUUCUCACGAUGUAAAACCCUAGCUGAAGAGAAGGGAAAGGUUGAUGGAGAUGGAGGCGUUGGCAGAGGGAUUGUGGGGCCUAGCUGAUUUCCAUGAGAGCAACGGCGAGAUCGGCAAGGCCAUCAAGUGCCUGGAAGCCAUCUGUCAGAGCCACGUGUCCUUCCUCCCCAUUGUCGAGAUCAAGACUCGUCUCCGGAUCGCCACGAUCCUGCUCAAGCACACGCACAAUGUCAAUCAUGCCAAAUCCCAUCUCGAGAGAUCGCAAUUGCUCUUGAAGUCAAUACCUUCGUGCUUCGAAUUGAAAUGCAGAGCAUAUAGCUUGUUAAGCCAGUGCUAUCAUCUUGUCGGUGCCAUCCCUCAGCAGAAACAGAUCUUAAACAAGGGUUUAGAGAUGACGGCAUCUUCUCAGGAUGGGUUUGAAGUGAAGUUGUGGUCAUGUAACUUCAAUUCACAGCUUGCAAAUGCUUUGGUAAUUGAAGGAGACUAUCGAGGCUCUAUAUCUGCUUUAGAACAUGGAUAUAUGUGUGCUACUGAAAUAGGUUAUCCUGAGCUUCAGAUGUUUUUUGCAACUUCAAUGCUACAUGUUCAUCUAAUGCAAUGGGAAGACGUAAGUUUGGUUGAUAAGGCUGUUGAAAAGUGCAACAGUAUUUGGGAGUCCAUCCAAACGGAUCGAAGACAACAGUGCCUUGGCCUAUUUUUUUACAGCGAACUGCUACAUACAUUUUAUCGACUCAGAACAUGUGACUACAAGAGUGCUGCUCAACACGUCGACAAGCUGGAUGCUGCAAUGAAAGAUAGCUUGCAGCAAGACCAACGCAUUCAAGAGUUGACAUCUGAGAUUGAUGCCAUAACUCAAAGUCUCUCCCAGGCUGAUCUGCCACGUAGGCAAAAGUCAGCAUUGAAUGAGAAACUAAGUCAGCUUCAAGAGCAGCUGAAAACUGUUAGUGGACUGAAUUUGGCUGGCAAGGAACCAUCAUAUUUUGGAAAUGCAAGACAGACAUGGGGAAAUAAUCUAGAAUUGGCACCUCCGCCCGUAGAUGGAGAAUGGUUGCCAAAAAGUGCAGUGUAUGCACUGGUUGAUUUAAUGGUUGUCAUAUUUGGGCGUCCAAAAGGGCUAUUUAAGGAAUGUGGGAGACGGAUUCAGUCUGGACUGCAUGUGAUUCAAGAUGAACUAGUGAAGCUUGGAAUUACUGAUGGCAUUAGAGAAGUGGAUUUGCAACACUCAGCCAUCUGGAUGGCAGGUGUUUACUUGAUGCUUCUAAUGCAGUUCCUGGAAAACAAAGUUGCAGUGGAGCUUACGCGGUCAGAAUUUGUUGAAGCACAAGAGGCAUUGGUGCAAAUGAAAAGUUGGUUCAUUCGUUUCCCAACAAUCUUACAAGGAUGCGAAAGCGUUAUUGAAAUGCUCAGAGGACAAUAUGCUCAUUCUCUUGGAUGCUUUAAUGAAGGAGCUUUUCAUUUCAUUGAAGCAGCAAAGCUAACUGAGAGCAAAUCAAUGCAAGCUAUGUGCCAAGUUUAUGCAGCUGUAUCCUACAUCUGUAUUGGUGAUGUGGAAUCAUCUUCUCGGGCACUCGAUCUAAUAGGUCCUGUCUACAGAAUCAUGGAUUCUUUUGUCGGGGUGCGAGAGAAGACCAGCGUUCUUUUUGCUUAUGGGCUUCUACUAAUGAAACAGCAUAAUCUACAAGAAGCACGAAUUCGAUUAGCAACUGGGUUGAGGAUCACACACCAGCACUUGGGAAACAUUCAACUUGUUUCACAGUAUCUGACAAUCCUUGGAACUCUGGCACUUGCCCUACAUGACACCGGACAAGCGAGAGAAAUCUUGAAGUCGUCUUUGACAUUGGCAAAGACGCUUUAUGAUAUCCCAACGCAGAUAUGGGUGCUCUCUGUUCUAACAGCUUUGUAUCAAGAAUUGGGUGAAAGGGGAAAUGAAAUGGAGAACUUGGAGUACGAGAGGAAAAAAGCUGAUGACUUGCAGAAGAGACUAUCUGAUGCACGGUCAUCCAUUCAUCACCUUGAAUUGAUUGACAAGUCGAGGAUCCAAGUUAAACAGCUGCAUGAACUUGACAUCAAGCGAGCAGUUGCAGGCCCAUCUACAAAGGUCAAUCUCGACAUCCCAGAAUCUGUCGGCCUGUCCACUCCAUCACCUGCUUUGACCUCAGCAAGGCUAUGCGAUAUCGACACCGGCAGGCGCGGCAAGAAGAAAAUAUAAUCCUGAUCAAAAAGUUAAUUUGAAUGGUCAAAUGCCUGAAUCUGGUUGACAUGUGAUGACCGGUAAUGCUAAAGAUGGCCCAUGAUCAAUCUUAAGUGAUCCUGGGUAUGUUGUGUUAAUGUUGUGUUUUCCACCCUUGCUGAGAUGCACAAAUACAACACAGCUUGGGUGCUUGUAAUGAUAACUGUAUAGGCAAUGUAUACUAGUUUUCAGAGCAUGUCCUGCACGGGACACUUUCGCUGAAAUUUUAAUAGUAAAUGACCAAUCAAUUAGGUGGCUUUGUACAAAAGGCCCAUUAAAAACAAUAUCAUGAUUGUUAAUUACGAUAAGUUGCAAUGAUCAAAUUUUAGGAGGGC